Molecule: messenger RNA, 3321 nt
Organism: Closterium sp. Naga37s-1
Lineage: Eukaryota; Viridiplantae; Streptophyta; Zygnematophyceae; Desmidiales; Closteriaceae
Source: the annotation of a GenBank genome assembly
AUGGGAGCAUCUGGGAUUGGGUCUGAGAAAUCCCUAAAGGACGCGCAGCAGCGAAAAGACAGGGGGAAAGCUGUUGUGGAGGCUGCAGCAGGGGGGGACGGCGGCGGGGGAAAGGGGAGGGGGGAAGUACGCGCAGGGAAAAGCGGAGGCGGGGAGUUAGGCGCAACGGGGGCAUUGGGCGGAACGGGGGAACUGGGUACAAGUCGAAGCGGAAGCGGGACUGAAUUAGGGGGUGGUGCGGCGGAGGGCGGGAGGGAUGACGCUCCCGCGCAUGGUCAUGGGCAUGUGCAUAUACAUGCGCAUGGGGAUGCACAUAGGCAUGAGCAUAAGCAUGGGCAUGAGCAGGAGCGGCAUGGGAGGCAUGAGAAGGAGAGGCAAGAGCAUGCGCAUGGAAAUGAGAAGGAGGGGCAUGAGCAUGCGCAUAGACAUGCACAUGGCGACACGCGUUGGAGCGGAGAGGAGAAGAAGGAAGAGGGAGGAGCAGGAGAGACAGCAGCAGCAGGGUCAGCCACCCCCGACCAGCAGAGGUUUAGGCCGAACCAAGGGCAGAGGAUCGGGUCGAGCCAAAGGGGAGCGCUGUUUGAGAGUCCGCAAAUGCAGGGGCGGCCAAGAGGGGGUGAGAUUUCAGCCGACGAACAUGCUGAUGAUGAAGGGAGUGAGGGAGGGAGUGAGGGAGAUGAGGAGGAUGAGGAGGAUGAGGAGGAGGAGGGUAGUGAGGAGGAUGACGAUGAUUUUGACGAUGAUGACGAUUACAGCACCACGGACUCGAGCACAGGGUCAGACUAUACAGAGGAUGAGGAUGAGGACGAAGAGGAGGAGGACGACGAGCAAUCUUCUAUCGUCGCCCAGGCCAAGGCACAGCGUGCCGAAGCUGAGUGUCUAGCCACCGAGGCUGCAGCGGAGGCUCGGGCGCGCGAGCGGGAAGGUUCGGCGGUGCGGGUGGCUCGGGCUGCUGUGGUGGAGAGGAGUCAGUUGGUGGGGGUGCUGGAAGGGGAGAGGAGGGAGGCUGAGGCGAGAAUGAGGGAGGCAGCAGAGCAGCACAGGAAGAAGGCAGAGGAGUUGAGAGCGCGUGUGCAUCAAGGAUUUGAGGCGGUGACAGCAGAGAGCCAAUCACACGCUGCCACGCGCAAGGAGCGGGCGGCGCGGGAGGCGCACUACGAGACGGAGGCAGCAAGUGGCAUGGCCGCACUAGCUGCUGCUCAGAGGGCUCUGGAAGAGAAGGUUGAGCUGCUGGCCUCUGAUUGGGCGACAGUGCACCGGCUGACAGAGGAGAUUGAGGGAUUGGAGCAGCAGGUGCAGCGGGUAGAGGCCAAGGGAGAGGGAGCGGCAGAGGUGGGGGCAGAGGCGGGGAGGGGGGAGAAAGGGAGAGAGGAGGAGGGAGCAGCUGCGGAUGUAGGGGGAGGAGCAGCAGCAGGAGAAGGAGCAGUGGGUAGGCAAGGGGCAGCAGAGGGAGGGGAGGGAAGAGAGGGAGCAGGGUUGGCAGGAGGUGCAGGAGGAGGGAGUGAUGGUGGGGCAGCGUCUGUUGGACUCCUGGAGGGGACUCUGCGACAGAGACGGAAGGAGGUUGCUCUGCUGCGUCAGCAACUGAAGGAUGCUGAGUCAGCAGCCGCCCAGCAGCAGGCGGAAUCUGAGGUGGAAUCAAAUCUCCUGUCAAGGCUACAGCAGUUAACGGAGCGGCUUAUAUUGAAGCAACAGCAAGUAGAGUCCCUACAGAUAGAAAAGUCAACCCUCUCCCUACGCAUCGAGACAGAAUCCGCCGCCCUGCAAAAGGACAAACACCGCCUGUCCACCUUCCUCAGAGGCGGACGAAGCCCCGCAUCGGCAGCUGUCACUGCGCGAUUCCUCGCCAGCACACCGGGACCACUUGCUGCUGACCUGGCAGCUGCUGCGUCAGCAGCUGAAGCAAGGGCUCUAGAGGAGGGAGGGGAGGACGUGAUAGAGGGAGACCACGGGUUUUCAAGAGAAGCCAUCUUGAACCGAUCGAGAAAAUUGACUCUGGCUCAGAGGGAUUUUGGGCUCGGGCCGACGGGGAAUGCGUUUGUGGUGGGAGUUGUGGACACGGUUUUGGGAUUUGAUUCGCUUUUCUUGGGGAGUGCGGGCGGCGUGUUGCGGACUAAUGUGGUUGCGAGGACGAGUUUGUGGGUGUAUUUGGUGGUGUUGCAUUUGUGGGUGGCGUUCGUGUGGCUCAUGCAUUUCCCUCACGAGUUUCGGCCACCUCUUGUUACAAUCACGGCCAUGUCUUCUCCGUUACUCGCCGCCAACGUCUACAUUUCCUUCGCGCGCUGCGCGUCUCUCCUCCAAUCGCUCGCCUCCUCUCUCGCCGCCUCCCGCGCGCCAACCAGAAUUCUCCACGUGUUCGAAGACGAGCCAUACGCGCGAACGGGUGUGACAUUAGCGGGGCCUGCGCGGGAUCUGGAACGGACGUUGAUCCUGCUUUCUGGCCGUGCGAUCGAGACCGUUGAUCUGAGUCGCCACGUCGGCAGCCACCCGUGCAUCGGCGUGUUGGACCACGUGGCACUCCGGCCGCUGCUGCGUGCUGAGCUGGCAGACGCUGCCACGUCAGCGAGAAACUUCCCGGUGCACCUCUACGGCGCUGCGAGCCCCACCAACCGCCCCUUAGACGCCAUUCGUCGCGACCUGGGAUACUUCCGACCGCCCCCAGUGCGUUCCGAGACGUCUGCGUUAGCUGAAACCAGUGUCGACGCUGCUGCCCAUCCCGAGCCUCCUUCCAUACCUCCUCCCGAGCCUUCCUCCAUCCAUUCUCCCGAGCCUCCCUCCAUACCUCCCGACUUCGGCCCACUCCACCCGAACCCUCUCAAGGGCAGAGUUGCAGUUGGCGGUGCUCCGUGGGUGUAUAAUUACAACAUACCCAUCCAAACCCCCUCCCGGGUCACCCAAACCACCCUUGCAGCGGCUAGACGGGUGGCUAGACGCGUGAGUGAGAGGGGAGGGGGGGUGGUGGGGGUACAGAGCAUGGCUUUAAUGCAUGGGGACAAGUGUGUUGAGAUAGCUUGUAAUAUAUCUGAGCCUGAUGCACCAGCAGCAGGAAAAACUGUUUUGGAAAAUGAAGCGCCAGGAGCUGUGAAAGGCUCUUUAGAAUAUGAAGCAGUGCAAGUAGCGGGAGGGCCCGGAGCGGUGAAAGGGUGUUGGGGGUAUGAAGCAGUGGCAGCAGGGGAGGUGCAGGGAGCAGUGGAGGAAGGGGUAGAGAGGGAGGUGGGGUUGCAAGGGGCGAGGGUGCUGGCAGGGUAUUCGCCAGGGCUGACGAGACAGCAGGCAUUGGAGAUGUAUUUUGACAUGGAGAAACAAAAGGUGUGGAUAUGA